This is a messenger RNA of Aplysia californica (California sea hare), 2461 nucleotides long. Its product is annotated as V-type proton ATPase subunit G 1. Gene Ontology annotation, molecular function: proton-transporting ATPase activity, rotational mechanism. The record is from RefSeq and is a predicted model, not a curated record. The transcript is spliced from 3 exons. Gene Ontology annotation, cellular component: vacuolar proton-transporting V-type ATPase complex. NCBI's taxonomy places the organism in Eukaryota, Metazoa, Mollusca, Gastropoda, Aplysiida, Aplysiidae. Bases 127 to 480 code for a protein of 117 amino acids. Gene Ontology annotation, biological process: proton transmembrane transport.
CAGGACCUGACAUACGGAAGUCGCCUGCGGCUUAUAAUGUUUGUUAUCACAUGACGGAGGACUGACAACUUGCAACCGAGUCUAACCUCUGGCGUUGAUCUUCUCUCUUUGACAAUCUCAAUCGGUAUGGCGCAGAAGACAGAGGGUAUUCAGCAACUUCUUAUUGCCGAGAAGAAGGCAACUGACAGAGUCCACGAGGCCCGUAAACGUAAGGCAGCCAGACUAAAGACCGCCAAGAAAGAAGCAGAGGCAGAAAUUACAGCUUACAAAGAACACAGAGAAAAACUGUAUAAAAAUGCUGAACAAGCGGCUGCUGGGAAACAUGGCUCGGCGGAGACGGAGAUUGCAGCGUACACAAACAAGCAGAUCGUGGAGCUGGAGAAGAACAUGAAGAUGCAAAUGCAGAAGUCUAUGGUCUUGGUGCAGGAUCCUCUGUUUGAUAUAGACAUCUCUCUUCACGAAAAUGUCAAGCUGAAUUAGUCACGAUGGUGUGGUGGAUCACAUUUGCUAGAUGUUGGUGUUUUCAUAUGUCGUGUAUGUUGGUGUAUGGUGCAGCUGAGAAGUGUGGAAGACGGAUUUGGAGCCUUGAGAGUGGUUAAGUGUGGUGCAUUUGAAAAAUAUUUCUGGCCUUUUGGUUUAAAAGUGAAACUAUUAGCUCCCGCAUGCAAUCAAAUGAUGCUCUUCCAACAUUAAGUGCAGGGUAGAAAAGUUUGAAUUCAGUCACUAGAAAGUCUCAAUUCAGUACUUUGUGCCCUUCAUAAAGUUUUAGUGAAUGAGCUGCCCAUACCAUUUUGUAAUCAUAUCUCAACAGCUCUGAAAGAUGUUUUUCGUCUUAUUGAUGGAUAAAUCAACGUUUAUCUGAGUUGUCCUUUUUCAUCUUUGGAGUGGAGCGGAUGAGGUUAUUGUGAGAUUGUGUGAAUGUUGGAAAAAUUUUAGGAGGUGGUUGCAUAGCGUAUAAGCACUACAUUUGCAAAAUUGUUGUAUUUUUGUUCCCGUUUCUUUGGAGAUUAAAAAUUUGACAGUUUUGCUUGAGCCUACUUAGACAUUUUAUUGGUCAGCACAACAGAAAGGUUUUCUAUACGUCAUUGUUUCCUAGAGGUAUGCUUGCAAAUUUAUACAUAUAUAUACGCGUAUCUAGUCAGAACAAAUACAACUGAAAGAGUGUAUGUGUAUGGUUGUUGUUUUUUUCUCUCUCACAUGCUGGUAAUGUCGUCUUUGAUGUCAAUAAGUGUGAGUAUAUGUAGCAGCGUAGCAUUGAUGUAGCCAGUUCAUCUUUACGUCUCAUGUAUCAAAACUUGUAAGUAAUCAGAGUGUCUCUCCAGCUCCCUUUGCUCUUCUGAUGUGUCUAUCCUUUCUGUGGGAAUCAACAAAUUCUCUGUGAUAUCUGUCAUAGUGUGUUAAGCGUACAGUACUGUGCUACUACCUGCGGUAGCUUGCAAGGUUUAUAGCUUCUCUUCCUCCUUUUGGUUUCAAAUGUCGUCAUCUGUUCAUGAUGAACGAACUGUGGCAAAAUUUCUGUACCUUCUCCUUUCUUGUGCCUUUUGCCUGAACCCAAAAGCCUGUUUAUCCAGGUUUAUAUUUAAUUUCAAAGGUCCCAAAAGUUUGGUUUAUCAAUAUUUUGCAGUGUCUUACACUUGUGAGAGACGUUUUCACUUCCAGUGGUAUGCGUACACUACGUGUACUAUUUUGAGAAAUUUCAGAUUUUCUUAAGUUUACCCUCGUAUGGUUUGAUUAGCAUAGGAAAGCAAUAGGCUGUUGACUUGUAAACGAAUGUUGCUCACUUUAAGUUAAUUAAAAUGAGCCAUGUUUCUUGAAGAAGCUUUUUGCUAAAAGCACAAAGAAAGACCCGCUGAUACCUAUGAAUGUACAUUAUAUUUUAUAGUUGGUUGUGCGUCUGAUUGGAUGAAUGAAUGAAUGGCCGGUCCUAUUUCAUGAUGUCUCAGGACUUUCUCUCAAAAGGUAUGGUAUAAGUUCUGGUGCGUGAAACUGUAUUUUGCAACGGUAUAACUGUGUUCCUCAACUUUGUUUGAACUACCAUGUUUUUUUUUACAUUCCAAAGAAAGUUUAUUAUAUUUGUACAUCCAGUAGAGAUUCUUUUAAAAAAGUUUGGAAAUUCGAAAAGCUUUAAACUUGAAUCCUGUUUCAGAAAAAGAAAAACCAAAGCAUCAUGUCAUUAGAAUCUCAAUCAGCUAAUUGUCGUGAGCCUCAUUUUGAAAUUUAGAAAUACAAAUUUCUGUUAAAUGAUGACAGGAGUAGAUUUAUUGGUUUUCGGUUUCAGCUACAAAUUACCUUUUGAAUUUUUGUGAGAAUCAGCGUGAAUUGUGAAUUUUUGGCAUGUGAGCUCAAUAUUUUUUGUUCUGAUAUUUUUUUUGGGAUGAUUUAUAUUCAGGCACUGACUGAAUGUAACCAUUGGAUGAUCCUUGCAUUAGUAGAUACUGUAAUAAAUAUUACAUAACCUCAA